Molecule: messenger RNA, 1656 nt
Organism: Pseudocercospora fijiensis CIRAD86
Lineage: Eukaryota; Fungi; Ascomycota; Dothideomycetes; Mycosphaerellales; Mycosphaerellaceae
Exons: 5
Coding region: 1-1656 (551 amino acids)
Source: RefSeq, a predicted model, not a curated record
AUGAUCCCUCUCCCUCCAGGGAGCGUCCGUUUGCGUCUUGGUGACGGGGCUUUGCAAAAUGCAGAUUAUAUCACUUCUUUUCGUGCUUCGAGUCUAUUCAGCGUCGCGCUUCUUGAAAGAAGAGACGACUUUUCGAAACUUUUUCCUUCUUCUUCCCCCCCCAACCAACUUCCACAAACCCGCCCAAAACAUACCUCCAAGAACUUCAACUCUUCCCAAUAUCAAGAACGACCUCGCCCCGCCGGCGUCAUGUUGAGCUUCUUUGGCGGCUCUUCAGGCACUCGCCUGUCGCCGACGAGCAGUGUGACGGGCACCAAGCGCAAGCGCGUCAAUAUUCGCGCAGAAGUCGACCCGAAGGGCGAAGGUGUGCAUGAGUAUGCGCCAAAAGAGCGCCAGUCCCCAAGCCUUCGGCGGCGUUCGAGGUUGCAGUUCAAUUCCAGCAACCAGCUGCCAUCACGAAGCGCUGAUCACAACGGCGACAUGGCGACGACAUCUCCAAUCCAGAAUCUCCUGCGCCUCCCAAAAUGUCUCCGCAACCGCAUCCUGCUGAACGUACUCGUCAGCGAGGAGCCCUACAUCGUUCGGCCUGAUGGUCGCAUAGAACCAAAACCUAUCGCUCGAUACAUCGAAGAGCGCAAGAACUGCUGGGUCUUCCAAUCAUACUCCACCCGCAAACCUGGAAUUCUGGAGACGUGCAAGACGAUUCGUGAAGAAGCGCGGGGGAUUUUCUAUGCGGGGAAUGAUUUCGAGAUUCGAAUUUCAGCCUUCAAUGCCAGCGCUAUUGUGCCGUGGUGGCGGCGACGAGUGGAGAUUUUGGAUGCGAGAAAGGAUGAUCCGAUUACGAUCGCUGUGACCAGCGAUGAGGACGUCGAUGCGGAAUCUACUCGCCCGCAGCUCGACUCGAUUGAAGCCUCCAUGCCUCCCAAGCGUAAAGCACUCAUCUACCAGGCGAAGCGUCAGCCGCAGACAGCACUACUUCCACAAGGUGACCUCAGCAUUUCCACCCAAUACCAACCGCACUGGAACAACCUCAAACAAUGGCUUCAACUUUUCCACGCAGGCAUCUUCCCAGCUCUAAUAGUGACAAACACGAACAUGUCUACGCAAGAGCUCCUUCGUGUCUCCGCCAUCUUCGAAAGCAUCGCAGCCUACAAAGAUGGAGACGAGUGGGAAACCGCCGAGAAGGGUCUGGAAGGUCAUCGAAAGAUCUUGGUAGCUGACGACAAGGAGUGGAGUUUACCCGAUGGCAAGAUUCGUUUCGGGACAAGUGUCAGUGAGGAGAGCCAGAGUCCGACGCUUCGUGAAGGUUCUGAAUCCCGCAAAGUCUCCUCGGAGGAUGCAGAUAUCCGGCCUAGAACACCACCAUUCAAACACGACACGACUCCCAUCGACGAGGAGGAGGCAACACCAGUUUCCCUUUCACGCUGGAAAGCACUGAGAGAUGGAACACGCCGCUUAUCUCACUCCCACUUUUCCCCCCAGCAUCUUCAGAUCCCGGAGCUGUUUUCACCACCUCUUUCCCGAAGCUCUCGCCGUAGACCUACACCUGAGGGCUAUUUUGGAGGCAUGGAUCCUUUUCCAAGUCCUGUGCAGACGUCGAAGAAGCGAAAGAUGGAGGGUGAGAGGCGGGUGAGAGGGAGGAGUGAGGAGCUUUGA